This is a messenger RNA of Fomitiporia mediterranea MF3/22, 2915 nucleotides long. RefSeq lists its product as uncharacterized. The record is from RefSeq and is a predicted model, not a curated record. The coding region runs from base 24 to 2678 and encodes 884 amino acids. Gene Ontology annotation, molecular function: DNA binding; zinc ion binding; DNA-binding transcription factor activity, RNA polymerase II-specific. Lineage: Eukaryota; Fungi; Basidiomycota; Agaricomycetes; Hymenochaetales; Hymenochaetaceae. Gene Ontology annotation, biological process: regulation of DNA-templated transcription; DNA-templated transcription. The transcript has 12 exons.
AUCACCGUCCGUGUUAUCUGCUUAUGCCCGCCGACCGUGCAAACCAUCGCCGUACCUCCACCGACGAUGCUACUCGUCAGAGGGAACAAGAGCUGCGUCGCGCAAGGGGGGAGAUUGCUUGUAUCGAGUGCCAGAGGUUGAAACUAAGGUGUGAUAGGAAGGUCCCGUGUGCGUCAUGCAUUCGCCGUAAUCGCGCUGCAAUGUGCCCGAAUGGUCAUGCCUGGACAGACCAAGAGACGCGCUCAUUGCUCUCGGACACCGCUCAACUCCAUCGUAAGUUGAGUGAAAUGAGCCAAAGGAUACGGCAACUCGAAGACGCUCUGGAAAUAUCUCACUCUGCCAACUCGUCCACUCAUCAUCCCUUGCUGAGGGAAGAACUUCUUGCCAUCAAGCGCGGCGUCGUGCCUCCCGCACCUCCCGCACCGGAAGGGGAACCGGAGGGUGAUUAUGUUGAAGCAUUGGGCACCAUGAGCAUUUCCGAAAGGGGCGUUUCCCGUUUCAUUGGCCGUUCAGGUGGAGGCGAGAGUUUGUUCCUUCUUGGAAAUGAUGGCGAGCAAGGCCGCGCAAAACCAUUCACCGAGGAGUUAUUCCCACAAUUGUUAUCGCGGCGGUCUGACGCCUGGCUAUUCAUGCCUCCGAAUACAUCCGCGGCGACUAUACUUUCUAUAAUCGAGGCCCAUAUGCCACCGUUCACCCGAGCAAGUUCGUUAUGCGAGGCAUACCUCGAGAAUUUUUCGUGGAUUUUACGAGUUGCUGGACGACCGCAGAUCGUUGAGGAGCUUCUUCCAAGUUGUUACCGUGGCUCUGGACCUCUUGGUGGACCGCAUCUUACCAUGACCGAGGGCGAGACUCAGUAUGGAGCGACCUGCAUUCAUGAACUCGCCCUACUCUUGAUGAUUUUUGCUGCGGGCGCCUUGGCGGAUCUGACUCUCCCACCUUACAAUGACGAGGCAGAACGGUAUUAUCAGAUGUCACUUGCUGCAUUGAGCUUAACGCGAGUAAUCGGCUCUCCGACGCUACCUGCUGUCCAGACGGUGGCUCUAAUGGGAGCAUAUAACGCACAUUGUGGACAUAAUAGCACUCUUGAUUUGGCUGGGUCUCUAUUCGCGCUCGCCGCGAAUAUGGGUGUAAGCAUGGGUCUUCACAGAGACGUUACCAAAUGGAACAUUUGCGAGUCUAAUGCCGACCGAAGGAGACAUGUCUUUUGGGAGUUAUUUACAUGCGACUGCUGGCAUAACAUAGCUAACGGAAAACCUCCAUCAUUCGUUCUUAGAUACUGUGACUGCCGUUAUCCUGAGAGAGGUUCCGAAGACGUGGUAAAGGAUGGCCGGAAAGAGGUCAGCUGUGAGUACUGGAGGCUUCGCCAUCAGAUGUCGCGCAUCUUAUAUGCCGCUAGUGAUCUCUUUUCCAGUGUCCAGCCCGUACGAUACGCGCAGAUUCUAGAAAUAGACCGCAUGAUUUCGGAAUUUGUCAUACCAACGCAUCUGCAGGUUCCUGCAGAAGGCGAAAGUAUGGAAGCCGACGGUCCGUUGCUCAUUAUGCAGCGUCUGGUUCCAGCUGUAUGCAGAGAUGGAUUACUGAUGUAUAUUCACCGAGGAUUCUUUGCGAAGGCUUUACUUGAGCAUCCAGCGGAUCCUAUGCUGAGCCAGCACUCCCAUUCUUAUCUCUCUGCUUAUCGAGCGGCGCUUUCCAUGAUCAAAGUGGUACGUGAGCACUAUCUCGCGUUCCCCAAUCUCGUAAGCCGGUUCUGGUCUCUAUGGUCGCAUGCUUUCUCCGCAACGGUAAUUAUAGCCUCAAUUGUUGUUAAAGGCCGUGAUCCGGAUACCGUGCGCACGGCACUUGUCGAACUAAAUCUGGCAGUCGGACUUUUCGAGAAAGCGGCGCAGCUUUCGGACAGAGCGAAGCGCAGUUUACCCACACUAACUCGCUUCCGUGAAAAGGCGCAUAAAGCUGCGCGAGCAUUGGGAGAAACUCAUUCACAAGCAUGUCUUUCGGACGUAAAGGCACCAGGUGAAUAUGACGACGAAUUAUUGAUUUUCGCGGGAAAGAACAACAUCGUGAAACCGAAAGACGAGCCACGGGAAGUGACGCUCGCGUCCCAAACAUCAACUCCGCCGACAUCCUCCGCCGUUUCAGCUGCAUCCGUUCUGCGUUCCAAUUCUGUACCUAUACAAAGGCAAUUUCAGGAUCAGGACACGUUGCUUACUAGGAGCAAUAGUCUUAGCCAGGCUCACAAUUCGCCCCACGAUUCGACGUUGCCACCGACGCCGGAGGGAGACGGUAACGCCCGAAGCGCAUCGAUGAAUGUCGACUUGCCGAGCGCCUGGACAGCAUGGUCUGACCAAGAAGCUUUGUUGAUAAAUUAUCUGUCAUCCGGUGCGGACCUGCAUUUCGCGCAGAACGCAGCGUUCACAGGUGAGCCGGAUCCAAGUUCGUUUAUGUGGGCGGAGAUGAGUACUGCAACCACGCCGGAGGCUAGUAGCCAAGAUUCUGCGAAGUUGCAGCAGCAACAGCAACAGGCAUCGUCGGGAGACUCUAGCGGCUUAUUUAACGGAAUGGGAGGGGUUAAUGGCCAAGAGCCGUCUACGUUCGUGAACAUGCCCGAUGGCGGUCUCAACAUGCCUCAGAGUCAAUUCCAGAUGCAAGCUGGGAUGACACCAUGGGAUGUGUUCUUCUGAUUAUGGUGUUCUUCCUUUUCUCUGCUUGGGCGACUCGUUCUUUACACGCAUUCCAUCUACUCUGACCGUAUUUUUGCGGCGUCAUAUUUCUACAUGCCUACCGUGGACCAUAUAUAAGAAGUCUACAGUGAUAUAGUCUCUAUUGUUUGCUAGUUCCGUACUUGGAUGUAUUCGUAGGUAACCUGUGAUAUUACUUGUUCUUGAUUAGACCGACUACCUUAUACUCAAUAGAUUCGC